Patiria miniata (bat star) is the source of this 2034-nucleotide messenger RNA. It is a transcript of the gene orc6, whose product is annotated as origin recognition complex subunit 6-like. Lineage: Eukaryota; Metazoa; Echinodermata; Asteroidea; Valvatida; Asterinidae. The coding region runs from base 105 to 869 and encodes 254 amino acids. Gene Ontology annotation, molecular function: DNA binding. The transcript has 7 exons. Gene Ontology annotation, cellular component: nuclear origin of replication recognition complex. The record is from RefSeq and is a predicted model, not a curated record. Gene Ontology annotation, biological process: DNA replication; DNA replication initiation.
CCAUCUGUUGGCCAGCUAACGCCAGUGUUGCUUUGGCACGUGAUUUAAAGCUCAGACAUUUGGCGCGGUUAUUUCAUUGACCUGUUGACAAGUCGUUGUAAACAAUGGACGCCACAGAGAUCAAAACUUUGGCUUUGAAAAUUGGAAUUUCAUCAAAAGAUGUAAUCAGAAAAGCCGAGGAGUUGCUGAGACUAUGUGAAGUUCGGUGUGUGUCUGCAACGGCCCUUGGCCUAAACAGCACCUGCAAAGCAGUCAUGUGCAUUGAACUAGCAGCGACGUCAAUGGACCAACCAAUAGACAAAAAUGCCAUUAUCAGGAGUGCUGGAGUAACAAGGAAAGUCUACACAACGCUGUACAAGACGUUGGAGAACCUCCUUGAGAUGAAACAAGAUGUCAGUGUCAGAGACCUAGCUGUGCAGUUUGGCUGCCUGCCUGCUGUGAAUCCAGCACUGGAGAUCCUUGCAAGGUACAGGAAAGAAUUUGAGGGGAAAAUGACAGAGUCAGCGAGAGAGGAUGUCAACUUCAGCGGUCCGUUAUUCACGACAGGCAGCCUAUACACAGCAUGCAGACAUCUGAAAAUCAAGGCGGAGAAGAGUAAAUUCCUGUCAGUGGCCGGUGCGAGGCGAUCCACAUUCGACAGACUCUGCUCAGAGCUCGCAAAACAUGCAACGGCAGUCAUAGGUGACAGAAAGACAGGCAAAUCUAAGAGACAAGGCCAUUGGUUGGAUGAUCUGGAACGAUCAUUUGAAGAAGAGUGUAGCCCACCAAAGAGGCAGCAAACGGCAAAGAGCAUUUCCAACGGCAACAGUGACUACGAGGAGUGGAAGAGAAGAAUUCUUGAAGGAACGAAGACAGACGCGAAGUCAUGACAGCAGGAGGGAUUAGUUUAAAAAAACUCUCAGGGUUUAGCCACUUCAGUUAUGUGCUACGGGAAUUUAUUAACCCUAAAACCUUCCCAAAUCCCCAAAAAUCCUCUUUGCCAAUUAAAUGGAGGAUUUUGCAUGAUUUAGCAGGAUUGAAGAUACAUGGCAAAAGUGUGUUGCCGAUUUCGGAGGAUGCAAUGUGUCAAGGUUUUGGGCCAGACCUUGUGUUGUAUAUGCUCAGCCGUGCAUACAUUUAGGUCCGAAUUAUGUUUGAAAUCGUCUGUACUGCUCCAGGAUGUCACUGGCUCUGCCUCAACAUAUCUACAGUGAUUGCUGGAGGAUUUUGCAGGAUUGGGGCAGUGGUCACCCCUCCAAGGACCACAUUAAAAAAAUAACGGGGGAUUUUGCAGGAUAUAGGCUUUAUGUUAUUUUUACAUGGAGGCAGUUGGAGGACUUUGCAGAAUUGAGGUUACAUCCUAGCAAAAUGCCUAGGGAGUUGGGGUUAAAAUUUGGGAAAGAAAUGUGUUGGUGGUGUACAAUUCGUUUGGCAAAUGUAUUUGUUAAGCACAGAGGGCUUCUUUGGAACUCGGCUGAGAACAGAAUUGUGCAAAAGACUUGCCAGGCAAACAAAAAAUAUUAACCAAAUUUCAUGCAAAGUAUUGCUAUUUUUACUGCUUCUUCACUGAUUUUGCUGAGAUUUAAAUGUGCUUUGCCCUUCAUUGAAACUGGCCAUGCUUUAGUAAGCACGUUGUAAAAUUAAGCCUUGACCAUUUUUGCCAAAUCAGCGGUGACUUUGCAAUAAUGAUUUCAGAUGAGAAAGUGACACUGUUGAAUUCUUUGGAAGAAAGUUAAUACACUUCAGUUUAUUCUGUGAGAAGUACUGAAUUAUUGUCUACACAAGAAUUUGUUUAUAUAGUAAGUACUCUUGAUGGGCUGACAUUUUUUGUGUUUGUUUUGAUGGUUUAACUUUAUAACCAGCAGUUGUUAUGCUUGAAUCAGUUGUUAUGCAUUUAAUAAAAUUGUACUUAAAUCAAGAAUGUUGCCUUAUAUUAAAGUUAACAAAAUGUGGUAAAUAUGUUGGUACAUGUAUCUUCAAAAUAACUUUUUUCAACUUGUCCCUUUUUUAAUGAUGAACUCAAUUAAAAUAUGUUUUUGCUUUGUUUACAGUGAU